AUGGAUUCGGAUCAAAUAGUCAAUUUUUUAAAUUCCAAAUUUGAUACAAAAAUAAAGUGUUCGUGUGCCGUAGAGGAUUUUUAUUCGAUAGAAAAUCUCAUAUCAAAUGAUGAACAGAAAUGUGAUCGUGGUUUCAUGGCAUUUAGAGUGGUCAAGCCGCCAGUCUCCUUAGAAUUUCAACUUUGCUGUUGUAUUGAAUUGGUUUCGAUCAAAAUUUGGCCCCAAAUCGAUUCACUGAAAUCGACUGGCUUUGAAAUAUUUGUCAACAGUGAUAGAGUACCAGAAUAUUGUAAAAUUGGCAGCCAUUUCAAUUUGCAAGAAAACUGCAUUCAAUUCAUAAAUGAUUCAAUCAAUAAUGGCCAGUACAACCACGAAAACAGCAGCAGUCGUGACGAGCAUUUUGCUGUGGUAUCUUUCUUCCCAUCAACAAAAAAUAAACUGCGAAGAGUGAAGAAUAUAAAAUGUGUUAUAAAACAAACCGCACGUUGCGUCCCGGUCAUCAAACGACUCGAAGUUUGGGGUAAAAUUUCGAAAUUUGCGACGGAUCAACAGAAAGAAAAGAUUCAUCAAAUAAUUAGAAAAGAGAUUGAGCAAGUCGAAUGCGUGGAAACAGAGAAAACUCGUAUAAAUGGUGAUAGCAGUAACCUAACAAUAAACCGAGAGCUCAACGAAGACUCAGCAAUUCCUGAACCUUUCUUGGACACAAUCACAUUUGAGAUAAUGGCACUGCCGAUGGUCCUACCUUCUGGAAAAAUAAUCGACAAUUCAACGCUUCUGAAACACAUCGAACAAGGGGAGAAAUGGGGUCGUGUUCCAUCAGAUCCAUUUACUGGUCAACCGUUUACCGAUUCCAGAAAACCAGUGCUAAACGUUCACCUGAAAGCGCAAAUCGACUCGUUCCUGCUGAAAAACUGUAGCAUGCAAUCUGUUGCAACACUGCCGAGAACUAUUGGCUCGAUAACAAAACGGCGAACAGAACAAAGCGAAUAUACUCUUCCUCCUAAAAAAUGCCAUCAAAACGAUACUAUUGAAACACCACUAUUGCCUUCACUAUCAUCAUCGUCAUCGUCAUCGUCAUCUUCAUUUUCAUCUUCAUCUUCAUCUUCAUCAACAGCAACAGCAUCCACUUUUCGAUCAUCAACUUUAGAAGUGAAAAGCCAGAGUAUGGAUGAAGCCAUUAGAGGUGUAUUGAAAAUAGGAAAAUAUACUUCGAAUGUUCCAACAGAAAAUAAUUUGAAUAUUAAAAAAUGUUUUCAAUGUGUAGAGCUGGUUAGCAAUAAUUUAUAUACAAUAACAAUUUGUUCGCAUUUGAUUUGUAGAAAUUGUUUAGUUGAGAAGAACAUUAGCAUAUGUAAAUGCGGUAGAGGAUUUAGCAAUAUUGAUGUGAAUAAGUAUCAUCAUAAAAUAAUUUUAUGAUUAAAACCAGCGAAAGAGAAAUGGUUUUGUUGUCGUUUAAUUAAUUUAACAGUUUAUAAAAUUGUCUUAUGUCAGCCAAACGAAAUUUAAUGAAGAAAUCUGUAAUUCAAGUAAA
Sitodiplosis mosellana (orange wheat blossom midge) is the source of this 1531-nucleotide messenger RNA. Its product is annotated as RING finger protein 37. Gene Ontology annotation, molecular function: ubiquitin-ubiquitin ligase activity; ubiquitin protein ligase binding. Bases 1 to 1416 code for a protein of 471 amino acids. Gene Ontology annotation, biological process: protein polyubiquitination. The transcript has a single exon. The record is from RefSeq and is a predicted model, not a curated record. Gene Ontology annotation, cellular component: nucleus. NCBI's taxonomy places the organism in Eukaryota, Metazoa, Arthropoda, Insecta, Diptera, Cecidomyiidae.